AUGAAAUACAACAAAAGCUUCACGGCUUUGGUUGCCGCCGGCCUGGUCCGAAGUUCGCUCGCUCAGACAUGGUGCGGGAAGAAUUAUAUGUCAAAUCAGUCUGUGGUGCCUCCUGGCGGACAGUUUGUAUUGCCUACGCGGAGUGUUGAUCCGCUUCUGUCCUUCCACUGUGCCCCUGUCUUCCGUCCAUACCUCCAGGAGGAUGCGAAGAGCGCAGCAUUUGUAGUGGAUACACCAAUUGUUUACGACUGGGUCACCGGCGCUGAGCCCAUCUUACUUCCUUCUACCUCCGGCUCUUCUGGCAGUUCCACUGGCCUAGGAAGCAUCAGCGUCACAAUCAACGUGGGCUCCGUAAAGACCACUGCAAAUGUCCCUCUGAACGCCACCAACUUUCAAAUCCCCGUAGAUAUCAGCAGGCUCCAGGCUCAGAAGUCUGCAUACCAUGUCAGCUGCUCCGCUACAUACACUUCCUCUUCCUCUUCGAAGUCCCAGAAAUUCAAGACUAGCACAUCCCUUUUGUAUCUCCCUGACACAAAUGCUUCCGUCACCAAGACUGACUUGCGCACUGGCGCACUCUGGGUGAGGCCCGCAAAUGGCAAGGGUGGAGCAUUUGCGCCCUUCGUCCCUCAAGGUUUCUACAUAAAUUUCGACGAGUAUCUGGCGACAAAUUUGACUAUGAUCGAUCAACUCAAAGCCGACGGGUUCAACACUAUUCACCCAAUUCCUCCUUACUCCAAUCUUACUAUCUUCGAAGAAGUCAUCAACAAGACCAUUAGUGCUGGCAUGUACAUUGUUUAUGAUAUGCGAUCCAACUACCAAAACUUGACCGCUGUCGCUCAACAAGUGGAGGCCUACGCCUCGAUUCCCAACCUAUUGAACUGGGAAACCGCCCACGAGCCUGAUGGCAACUCCGACCCCCUGGGUGCGGCGCAGUCGACAUACGACUUGAUAUAUGAGAUAGACGGAUAUCACCCUGUCUCUAUUGUUCUGAAUUGCGAGGACUACAACUUCUCGCCUUACGUCAAGGGAGCCGAUAUUGUUCUUCAGGAUGCUUAUCCUAUUGGUAUUAACGCCACAUAUUCCCCAGUGUGGCACACAGUGUGUACUCCGGACUUUGGUCACUGUGGUUGCGACAACUGCAAUGGUACCUUGUACGAUGUCAGGGCCCGUGUCCAGACAUACAAAGAUAGGCUCAACAUUUUGGGCUUUGACCGCACCAAAUCUGUGUGGACCACGCCCCAGGCAUUCGGCAGUGGCGCAUACUGGAACACCACUCCCACUGGGCAGCAAUGGACUGCUAUGGGAUUCACUUCCUUUAGCCAUGGUUCCAUGUCCUACCAAUACCCGACCACAACCGGCAAUGUUACGACAAUCGAGGGGACAGCGACUAACCUUACUGUUCUCAUCAAGGACAUCGUUCAGCCAUUCAUCGUCGACCCGAACGCUACAUUUACCAACUACGAUCAUCUAGGUGUGGAUGCCGGCCUCUGGCACAACGGCACUGCAUACUUGCUCGUCGUUGCCAACUUGGUCAACGCGAUAGUCUACGUGCCGUGGACGGACGUUGGAUUGGGCUCGAUCACCAACUCGACCACGCAGGUACAGCGCAUAUUCUCUGUCUCACAGAAUACCAACGCCACUGGUCUGAACUUCCUACCUGGAGGUAUUGGUAUUUACACUGCGACUCCCCCCUGA
Molecule: messenger RNA, 1695 nt
Organism: Suillus subaureus
Lineage: Eukaryota; Fungi; Basidiomycota; Agaricomycetes; Boletales; Suillaceae
Exons: 8
Coding region: 1-1695 (564 amino acids)
Source: RefSeq, a predicted model, not a curated record